AUGUUCGGACGUAGCACCCUAGCAUUGGCUGCUCUAGCAUCGAGCGUGUCAGCAGCGCGACCAAAGACACAGGAUGCGUCUCAAGUCACACUCCGAGACCCAUUGACCUACGGGCCAGAGCUGGAGCUCGUCCAUCUGUACUACGAUGAGUUUCCAACGGGAAUCGCGGUAUCAUCGCAGGGGAGGAUGUUCUCCAACUACCCGGGCGGUCUCGACAGCAACGACACCAACAAUGGCCAGAACGGCAAGUACACGAUCGCGGAAUUGUUCGACGACAACACAGCUAACAAUUUCCAAGAACGACCCUACCCCUCGCGAGAGAUCAACUCACCUCCUGGCGGCGCGAUCAAUUACACCACCUAUCCGCCCAGCGGGGCCAACUACCAAAACUACCUCAUCGGCUCGCAAUCCUGCGUAAUCGACCCGGCCGACCGGCUCUGGAUCCUCGACACCGGCCGCGUGCUCACCCCCAACGGCACCCUCGUCCCGGCCUCCUACGGCGGGCCCAAACUCAUCGGCGUCAACCUCUCCAACGACACAGUCUUCCAGACCAUCGUCUUCCCCACCACCGUCGCCUACGCCGACUCCUACCUCAACGACGUGCGCUUCGACCUGCGCUCCUCCCUCACCUCUUCAGGCAAAGGCGUGGCCUACAUCACCGACUCCUCGGUCGAAGGCCGCAACGGCAUCAUCGUCGUCGACCUCGGCACAGGCGAAAGCUGGCGCCAUCUCGACGGCAACCCUACCGUCCACCCUGCACGCCAAUGGUCCGCAUACCUCUGGGGCACGCCCUUGUACCAAGUCAUGCCCGGCAAACCCUUCACCUACGGCCAAUUCGGCAGCGACGGGAUCGCCUUGUCCGCAGACGGCGCAACACUCUUCUACAAAAACGUCGCGGGGCGCCAACUCUACUCCAUCCCGACCUCGUACCUCCGCGCCAACGGCCCUACUUCCGAAGUGUUAGCGCAAGGCGCGGUAAACACACUCGGCGAAACAGGCGUAACCGAUGGCAUGGAGACGGAUACCAACAACUACAUCUACCACGGCAACAUGGAGCAGGACGCCGUGUCCUUCUUCAACCCGGCGAACGGGACGGAUACGGUUUUUGUCAGGGAUCCGCGCCUGAAUUGGAUCGAUACCUUUUCGACGGCGACGGAUGGGUAUCUGUACUUUACGAGCAAUCAGUUGGUGUUGGGGAGUGGAUUCUACCCGGGGACGGACAGGAGGCAGAGGCCGUUUGCGCUUUGGAGGGUGCAGUUGCCUGGGAAUGGUACGAAGACUAAUUUGAGGUGA
Molecule: messenger RNA, 1293 nt
Organism: Saxophila tyrrhenica
Lineage: Eukaryota; Fungi; Ascomycota; Dothideomycetes; Mycosphaerellales; Extremaceae
Exons: 2
Coding region: 1-1293 (430 amino acids)
Source: RefSeq, a predicted model, not a curated record